AUGUUAAAUGGUGAAGAAUCCGAAUUACAUUUUGAAAAUAUACGAAAUUCGAAAAUUCAAAUACGUAAAAGUGAUCCACAAAAUGCAUUCGUCGUUUUAUAUUCUGUUAUCGAUAAAGCGAGCUUUCAAAAAGCGGAAACGGAAUUGAAUAGACUCGUCGAUUUAGAUUUGCUAAGAACGAGGCCGGCCAUAUUAGUUGCUAAUAAAAUUGAUUUAGCAAGAAGCAGAGCUGUAUCGGCUCAGGCAAAAAACAAGAAAAAAGAAAAAAAUUCGAAUCAAUUAAAAUAA
Molecule: messenger RNA, 288 nt
Organism: Pediculus humanus corporis (human body louse)
Lineage: Eukaryota; Metazoa; Arthropoda; Insecta; Psocodea; Pediculidae
Product: GTPase_rab, putative
Exons: 2
Coding region: 1-288 (95 amino acids)
Cellular component (GO): plasma membrane
Molecular function (GO): calcium channel regulator activity; GTP binding; GTPase activity
Source: RefSeq, a predicted model, not a curated record